AUGGAUCACAUUAAAAGUGAAAUUAGAAAAGCAUCAAUUGCGCUUGAUGAAACCGCAGAUGUAGCAAACUUAAGUCAAUUAUCCAUUGUUGUGCGAUAUGUAUUGGAUGGCAUUCCUCAAGAGCAAUUCUUAGGAUUUUUGGACGUCACAAGCGAACAAACUGCAGAUGCAUUGUUUAAAAUUAUUUGUGACAUUAUUUCAAGUUUAGAAUAUGGUUCUAAGCUUGUUGCCCAGAGCUACGAUGGUGGUGCCGUAAUGGCUGGCCAUUUAGGAGGCCUUCAAGCUAAAGUAAAAGAGAAGUUUAAACAUGCAGUUUUCGUUCACUGUAUAGCACAUAGACUUAAUUUGGUUUUAUCGCUAAGCAUGGAUAAUAUUCAAAAUUGCAAAGUUUUCUUCUCGAGUCUUAGUAGUUUGGCUUCCUUUUUUUCAAAGUCAUCGAAAAGAACUCGCGCUUAG
Molecule: messenger RNA, 456 nt
Organism: Psylliodes chrysocephalus
Lineage: Eukaryota; Metazoa; Arthropoda; Insecta; Coleoptera; Chrysomelidae
Source: the annotation of a GenBank genome assembly